GACCUUUCACCCGGAUGUUGGUCUUCAGAGACACACAUGUCGCUGAAAACAUCUCUAACAUGGAAUUAAACGCCAAGAAAACCUGUUCCCAGGCUUUGCUGUCAUGUGGCAACGGAGGAGGUCUCAGUGAGAAGCUUCUCCUCAAGCCAAAGACUGGAGGUUCCCUGCAGACAGAGAGAGUCCCACGAAGCAGCGUGCUUGAUCGGCUGCAGAGCUUCCUGCCUCAGAUGGCCGAGGCCAACGAGAAGCUGAAGCAGCAGAUGGACGAGGCUCCCGCCGGACGCUUCGACAUAGAGAGUGUGGAGGAGGCGGAGAAGGUCAUAGAGAUGGACGUAGCGCUGGUGGAGCUCGACGGGUCAGACAGCGACGAGGAGACAUCAGACUCUGAGGAGGAAUCGGACUCUGAGGAUGACGAUUGUGAGAUCACAGAGCAGACCCUCAAACUACCCGGAGACAAGAAGAAGAAAGCCAACAUCCAGGUUCUGGACCAGCAGACAGGAUAGACCAAUCAGCUGCACAGACUUCUGGCUGAGUUUCUUUUCCACGUGAGCUGUUGUAGGAAAAAGUGUCUGAGGUGAAGAUGGUUUUCAACCCUCUUCAUGGACACAGACGGUGAACAAAGAGCUCCUGUGUGGAGACAUGCAGACCUUCCUCAUCCCUAUGGGAGCAUCUAUGAAUAUUAUUUUGUACACUUUGGGUGCCUUUGGAGACAGAACAGAUCCUGUGAUUACCUCGUCCAGUCUCUCAGUCUACGUGGUGCCUUUAAGUGUAACACACAUUCUUAUGUUAUCUUGAGGUGCAGACUAGUUGUGCACAGUUGUAAUAAGUAUGUGUGAUUAGGUGUAUGGAAACCAAAGCCUGCUACUCCUGGUUUAAUUCAUUCUGGAUGAGCUGAAGCUGGAGUGUCGGCUACCUUUAAUCCUAAAAAACAUCUUUUCUUUAAAUUGUCAUAAUUGCCCAUGUUGUCACAAACUGUGGCUGAGUUACUUUUCAAGGUGAACUGCUUUUAUAUAUUUUUAUAGAGAGGUCGAUGAUGGUAACCUCCAUAAGCUGCCAGACCAACUCAUGCCGCACAAAGCAGCACCUCUGAAUGUACUGAACGGAGCAGAGGAACGCCGUGUUGUUUUGUGUUAACUGGAAUCAGAGUUUGCGGUCUUCCUCUUCUUCUUCUUAUCUGUUGUUACAUUUUAAUCAAUAUUACCACCUACCAGGGAGUAUUUUCUCCCAGUGAGAACUAGCGUCUGCUCUGUGGAUUAUCCAGAGCAACUGGAAUAUUGUCUCAAGAAGAAAGACAUUCUGGCAACUUGUUGGUGAGAAGCAGCUUCAUUACUAAAUCCUCUGAUCCUUUUCUAAGCUUGGACGUCUGUUGCUGUUGUUGUUGAAUGCUGUAAAUAAAGAUUUUAUCAGGGGCAGAUGCUCAAAUCAGA
Stegastes partitus (bicolor damselfish) is the source of this 1427-nucleotide messenger RNA. RefSeq names its product NOP protein chaperone 1 (gene nopchap1). Gene Ontology annotation, biological process: box C/D snoRNP assembly. Gene Ontology annotation, molecular function: box C/D methylation guide snoRNP complex binding. The record is from RefSeq and is a predicted model, not a curated record. The transcript is spliced from 4 exons. Lineage: Eukaryota; Metazoa; Chordata; Actinopteri; Pomacentridae. Bases 15 to 503 code for a protein of 162 amino acids.